AUGGGAAGAGUUAAACAUGCAGAUAAGCUGUUUGAGAAAAUGCCUGAGAAGAAUGUAGUUAUUUGGUCAAUCAUGGUCCAUGGUUAUUCUAAAAAUGGGCUACACAAAAAAUCAGUUGAAUGCUUCACCUCAAUGAGAAAUAUUGGUUUAAUGCCAAAUUCAUUCACCAUUGUAGGUAUUCUUGUGGGGGUCUCAGAAUUGAGGGACUUAAUACUUGGUCAAUCAGUUCAUGGACUGAUAGUGAAGUUGGGGUGGGAAGAUAAUUCAUUUGUGGGCACUUCCCUUCUUGAGGUUUAUGCAAAAUGUGGAAAUAUCAGUGACUGUAGUAAGAUCUUUGAGAACUUAAAAAGUCAAGGACUUGUUCCAUGGAAUGUAAUGAUCAGUGCAUUUGUACAUAAUGAACUCUUUGAAGAGGCUUUCUUGUUAUUUAAUAGGUCUCAGAAGUCUGGUUUGUUUCCUGAUUCAAUGACAGCAUUGGCAUUGAUACAGAGCUGUGUGGCUAUGGAAUCUAAAUGUCUUUGUGAAUCAGUUCAUGCUAUGGUUGUUAAAUUUGGUCUCGUGUCGUAUGUACAGGUCAACAAUUCACUUCUUUUUCUGUAUUCUAAUUUGAUGGAGUUACCUGCUGCUUGGGAAAUUUUCGAUACAAUGGAAGAGAAAGAUCUUAUCAGUUGGUCAACAGUGAUGACUUUACUGGUUCACCUUGAAUAUGCUUCGGACGCUACAAAGCUUUUCUUCCAUAUGAGAGAUUCAGGGAAUGAUUAUGACAACCUCAUCUUAAUGAAUCUCAUUUCAGCUUGUGGAAUUUUGGGGAACUUGAAGAUGGGAAAAUCUGUUCAUGCUCAAGUAAUAACUCAUGGUUUUGGAUCAGAUCUUCCUCUACUUAAUACAAUUAUUACUAUGUAUGCAAGAUGUGAGGACUUGAAUUCUUCAACAACUGUUUUCAAUCAAUCAAAAAUGAAGAGUAUGGUAUCGUGGACAUCUAUCAUUUCAGGACUUUUGCAUAAUGGAAGGCCGAGAGAGGCACUAGGUAUGUUCAUUCGCGUUAGAAUUGAAGAAAAUGUCAUCGCUGAUUCGGUUGUUCUGGUGACUGCACUAACUGCUGUUAGUGAAAUGGUUGCUUUAGAACUCUGCAUGCAGCUUCAUUGCCAUACUAUAAAAGCUGGGCUUACAAAUUAUACAAGUAUUCAAAAUUGCCUCAUAUCAACCUACUCAAAGUGUGGGAUUGUUGAACUUGCAAACAAUGUUUUCGUGCAAAUGGCAUCUUUUCGCGAUAUUGUAUCAUGGAAUGCUAUUAUAAACGGGUAUGGUAUCAAUGGCCACGGAGAAACUGCUCUCUCCCUUUUCGAUGAGUUGAGAGAAAGGGGAGGAAUACCUGAUAGUGCAACUUACUUGAGCAUUUUAAGUGCUUGUAAUCACUCAGGAUUGGUUAGUGAUGGUUUGUUGAUUUUCAGUCAAAUGAUAGAAGAAAAUAGAAUCAGAGUGAGUGCAGAACAUUAUAGCUGUGGAGCUAAUUUACUUGCUCGAGCAGGUUAUUUACCUGAUGUAAGUAAGUUCAAGGAUGGAGAAGGUAAGGCUAUUUGGAGGGCUAUAUUAAACGGAUGUGUGCAUAAUGGUGAUUUAAGAUUAGCAGAAUUUGCCGCGAAAAAGUUUGAUGAGCUGAUUCAGAAAGAUUCUGGUCAGCUUGUGUUACUCUCAAAUCUUUAUGCAUCAGUUGGGAGAUUUCAGGAUGCAGAAGCCUUGAGGUUGAGCAUGGAGACCGAGAAACUGAUUAAAGAUCCAGGAUUCAGCAUUCUCACUGGAAAUCUAUAG
This is a messenger RNA of Nicotiana tabacum (common tobacco), 1809 nucleotides long. NCBI's taxonomy places the organism in Eukaryota, Viridiplantae, Streptophyta, Magnoliopsida, Solanales, Solanaceae. The record is from RefSeq and is a predicted model, not a curated record.